Rotaria sp. Silwood2 is the source of this 393-nucleotide messenger RNA. The record is from the annotation of a GenBank genome assembly. NCBI's taxonomy places the organism in Eukaryota, Metazoa, Rotifera, Eurotatoria, Philodinida, Philodinidae.
AUGAAUUCACAAUUUGUUUACAAUCAACCAUCAUAUGCAACUCAUCGUUAUAAUCGUUCAAAUCCAUCAUCAACCUUCACAUCAAAUGGUGGUACCUCGUGGAUUAAGAAAAAACCAUCAUCAUCACAUUCAUCAUCAAUUAACGUUCCUGUCAACAAUUAUAUUACAAAUGUUUUAGUUGAUACCGGUGCUGCUAUAUCACUUAUAAAUGAACGUACUUUACAAUGUAUACAACAUUAUCCAAUCACGUCAUGUUCUUUAAAAGAAAUUCAUACUGCAAACAGUGGAUUUAUAUCUCUUCUUGGAUUAGUGAAUCUUAAUGUAAAAAUUAAUCAUAUUAUCACUACAGUCGAUGCUUAUGUUACUCGUGAUCUUGUUUGUCCAAUGAUCUAA